Molecule: messenger RNA, 8279 nt
Organism: Apis cerana (Asiatic honeybee)
Lineage: Eukaryota; Metazoa; Arthropoda; Insecta; Hymenoptera; Apidae
Gene: Arp5
Product: Actin-related protein 5
Source: RefSeq, a predicted model, not a curated record
UACUUAUUCACUGCUAGAUGGCUAUAGUGUUUCCAGUAGUCCAGUAAUUUUACACAUUUUUUAAAUGCAAUUAUAAUAAGGAUAAAUAUUUAAAGAAUUAGUUAAUAUUUCGUAUAAUUUAUUUAUAAUUUUUACAAAAAAAUUUAAUUUUAAUUUAUGAUUGAAUAAGGUAAUAAUAGACGUUUUAAAACUUCGUGCAUUCGACAAAAAAAUGCAUUUGACGAUAGAUCUAUAUCAUUUACCUUGUCUGUGAUAUAAAUAUUUUUUAUGAUCUAAUUAAAAAAGUAAUAAAUAAUAUAUUCAAUACAAAAAUGGAAGUUCUUGAAUUAAAAGAUGUAAAACCAGUACCUGAUAUUAUUCAUCUUUAUCCAAAUAGAGUAAAAUCCGAAGCGACACCGCUUGUAAUAGAUAAUGGAUCGUACAAUUGCAGAGUUGGUUGGGCUACUGAGAAAGAACCUCAAUUAGUAUUUAAAAAUCUUAUCGCUAAACCACGCAAAGAACGUGGUAAAAAGGAUGGUGAACCUCAGGUUGGAAAUGAUAUAACUAAUAUUGAAGCUGUGAGAUUUCAAUUAAAAACACAAUUUGAUCGAAAUGUAGUUACACAUUUUGAAGCUCAAGAACAGAUAUUUGAUUAUACUUUCACUCAUAUGGGAAUAGAUACGGAAGGUGCAGUGAAUCAUCCUAUAAUUUUAACAGAAGCAUUUCUUAAUCCUAAUUAUUCGAGAAAUUUGAUGGCGGAACUUCUAUUUGAAUGUUAUAAUGUACCUGCAAUAGCUUAUGGUGUGGAUUGCUUAUUUUCUUAUCAGCAUAAUAAUUGUCCGUCUGAUGGUUUAAUAAUUAGUAUUGGAUAUCAUACUACGCAUAUAAUACCUAUAUUAGAUGGUAAAGCAGAUCCUGUAAAUUCAAGAAGAAUUAAUGUUGGUGGAUACCACAUUACAUCUUAUAUGCAUAGAUUGCUUCAACUUAAAUAUCCUGUUCAUGUUAAUGCUAUAACACCUAGUCGAGCAGAGGAGUUAAUACAUGAACAUUCAAUGAUAGCUUUAAACUAUCAAGAAGAAACGUCUAAAUGGGCAGAUCCAGAUUAUUAUGAUAUGAAUGUAUUAAGAGUACAAUUACCGUAUGUUGCUCCUGCAAAUGCACCUGGUUUAACGGUUGAACAACAAAAAGAAAGAAAACGGGAAUUAGCUAGAAGAUUAAUGGAAAUCAAUGCUAGAAAAAGAGAAGAAAGAUUAGCAGAAGAUGAAGAACAAUUAAAUCAAUUAUUAGCCGUUCAAGAUUUAUUAGAAGAAGGUGAAACGGAUGAAUUCGAUCAAGCAUUGAAAACUUAUUCUCUCGCAAACGAAGCAGAUUUAAUAAAAAUGAUUAAUAAUUUGCAAGCAAAAGUAGAAAGAACUAGGCAAAAAAUAGUAGCGGCUAAUUCACAGGAGGAAAACAUCGCAAUGGAAGAACAAAAACCAAAAAUAAAAUCGAGUCUACAACCUAAAGAUCAACAAGAUUUUGACGAAUGGAUCGCUAGUGUACGAAAGAAAAGGCAAGAAAUAUUAGAAAGACGAAUGGCUAAAAGACAACGUAGACAAGAUAUGGCAAAACGUAGAACAGCAGCCGCGCAGGAAAGAAUGCGCAUAAUAAGCCAAUUAGCAAGAAAAGAAAAACGCGACGAUGAUUUCGGUAUGAGAGACGAAGAUUGGGAUGUUUAUAAAGUUAUAAAUAGGGAAGGUGGAGACUCGGAUUCAGAAGUAGAACAAGAAAAACUUAUGGAAUUGGAAGAUGUGUUGCGACAUCAUGAUCCAGAAUUUGACGGUGCCGGAUCUAAUGUCCCUAUGGUUCCUGGAGAAACUCAUCAGUUACAUGUGGGAGUAGAACGUUUGAGAGCACCAGAAAUAUUAUUUCAACCAUCUAUGAUAGGUUCCGUAGAAGCAGGCAUUGCAGAAACAAUCGAAUUCGUUUUGAAACUUUAUCCAUCCGAACAGCAAUCGCGACUCGUAGGAAAUAUAUUUCUUACUGGAGGUCCGACGAAAUUUCCUGGUUUACUUGAGAGAUUAAAUCGAGAACUUCGUGAAAUGCGACCAUUUGGAUCAAAUUUUCAAAUAAAUAUCGCAAAAAAUACCAGUAUAGACGCAUGGUAUGGCGCAAGGGAUUUUGGUCUAAAUGGAAAUCUUCCUGAAUUUUUAGUAAGCAAAAAAGAAUACGAAGAAAAAGGUGGUGAAUAUUUUAAGGAACAUUCGACCAGUAAUACUUACACUCGAUCUCCUGAUCCUUUACCUACAGUACAGACUCCUGUAACAUCAGAGCAAGUGAUAGUAGAAGAUGCUGUUGUAGACGUUGAAAUGGAAUAAAAAGAAAACAAUUUUAUAUUAAUUAUUAUAGAAUAAAAUUUAUUUAAAUAUAAGAUUCGUAGUCGAUCGUUUUUCUUUUCUUUUUGGAAAGUGAGAAGAAUAAAGAAUACGAUAUUUUUUUGUUAUGGAUAUCUACUUUAUUACACAAGUGUUUCCGUUUGUUCAUUCAAUCACGAACAAACUACAUUGUAGUCUGUUUGCUGAUCAUAAUGUACAGUUCCAAUCAAUCAUCGCCAUUUCAUCGUCAUUCAAAGAUAAUUAUGCGGGUACAUUCUGGCUUUUUGUUUACUUAUCGAGAAUAGUCGACAUUCGCUUAUUUCUUGGCGUUCGUCGAAUAAGCUAAAAAAUUGAGAAAGUGAUCCGUCAUCUCAGCAAUAGGAUUUACUACAGCGACCUCGAAAAAUUCUCCCACAUCUUUAUUCAUAGCUUAAGUUAACAUCACAAUACAAUUAUUAUAUAUAUAUAUAUAUAUAUAUAUUGAAAAAAUAUUACGAAGCCCUAUAGGCAAUUAUAUUACAGCUAAUUAUAAGUGAUUCUUUUGUGUUUCUAAUAAAGGAACAUACCGUAUGUAAACUUAUGUUCGUUUCGAACUUUUCACACGUCAUAACAUAAGAAAAGGAGAAACGAUUGGAUUAGUUUUUUCUUAACUCAAAAAAAAAAAAAAAGAAAUCAUGAUCACAAGCGCACAGCGUUUGUUACAUGUAUAUGUUUAAAACAUUCAAUGAUAAUUGUUACAUUUUUAUUUUUACGUACUCUGUGGCUACACUUUCGUCUCUUAUCACAUACAAUUACAGAUAAAUUUCAAAGUAUAUCUUAUUGUGUAACAUAAUAAUAAAUAAAUAAUAUUUUAUUUGAAUUUUUGUUAAGAGAACGCAACGAAUCAUCAGUGAAUUUUUAAGGCAAAAUUUUAAGUUAAAAAUAAUAUGUAUUCUAUUAUUUAGCAUAAAAUAUUACAAAAAUGGAAUUUAUAAAAAUCACUUGACUAUUAUCGAUUGAAACUGCACGCAACAUUUUAUCAAAUUAUCCGUCUUUUCUCUUUUUUUUUUCUUUGUUUCUUUUUCUCGCAAUUAACGAUAUCUUUGUGUUAUAAUGAGCUCGAUUCUAGGCACAAGAGUCUUCCUAACAAAAGUCCAAUCGCAAUGUGUACAAACAUAUUUCGACCCAUCGAAACUGUAACUGAUCGAUGUUCUCUACGUAUUUCACAUAAUACACCGGAUACUUAAUUUAAAUAAUAUCCUUUGUAACUAUCACAGGCUGAGGUCGCUGUAGUUUUAACAAAUAUUUGUUAAUUAAUAAAAAUAGCAAUCAAUAAUGAAAAGCAUUUUGAUCCGAUUGAUGAAUUAUCCAAUAUGUCUAAUAAACAGUGGAAGAAUAGAAAAAAGUGCACGGAGAACGUGUCUAUUUUUCAAUUGUUUUCAUUCUUCUUCGUUUUCACAGUUUUCAUACUUUCUUCGUCGUUCAAUGGUAGUAUCAAUAAAAGUGAGGUAGAAUCCAAUCUGUGAAGAAAGUGAGAAUACAAUUUUUCUAUCUUCCUUAGCUAAGAAUGAGGAUCUACUUUCGCAAAUAAUAAUAUCGUAUGCUAAUUAAAAUUACACGCGGCCUUGACAUAUUCUUAUCGCGAUAAUCAUAUAAAGUAGCGAUGAUAAUAAUAAUAAUAAUAAUAAGAAUAAUAAUAAUAAUAUUAAUAAUAAUUACAAUUGUUUACGAUAAAAUAAUUAUAAUAAUAAUAAUAAUAAUAAUAAUAAUAAAGACAAUAGUAUUUCAAAAUAAUCAUUAGUACAACAAUGAUUAAUGUUUUGCAAUAUAAUGGCUUUAUGUAUUUAUAUAUAUAUAGAGAUUUAUUUAUAUAUUUAUAUAUUUAUAUAGUUGCAUGGUGGGGCAGAGGGUAAGUGACAGCUAUGUACAGUACAUACUUGCCUUAGUUGUACCAUCGUUACGUUUAUACGUAUUUAUAUUCUCGAUAAUCAUAAUCGUAAUGAUACGAUAAUAAUCAAGAACCGUAAUAAACAAUAAUAAUCUGCGACAAUUAAUAAUUAAUAAUAAUGAUAUUAUCGUCAUUUUUAUUCAUAAAAUACCCUAUACUCUCGUGUAGUAAUCGUGUGGUGGUAUCAUAAUAAGAACUAGUAUGCAGUAUGUACGUAAAGAGGAUGUGUUCAACCAGGAUAUGUCGGUGAAAACUAUGGUGUAUCAAGCGUCAACUCUUUUUUCUUCUUUAUAUUUAUAUUAUCUAAUAUAUGUGAUAUAUAUAUCAUAUAUAUAUAUCAUUCACUAUCAUUUAUCGCUUUUUUCGUUUUUAUUUCUCAAAACUACUAUUACAAAAGUGCGUACUCUCGUCUUAUAUUUUAUAGGUACAUACAUGUAUCGGCGUAACCUAUCUACUUGUUCAUUGUCCUUUAUAUUAGAUGUAGCUUUAAUUAUUCUCUUCGAUUUGAGACAAGAUGCGCCAAAAAUAGUGCUGCUACUAGAAAUUAAAUCAUAUUUUCUGUGUAAAAAUAAGCAAUAUCAUGGAGCAAAUUUGUUUCGUAUCACAAAAUCGUUUAUAAUAAUUCGAAGAAAUCAUAAUAUCAUAAAAUAUAUGCCUUUUCUAAUAAGUAAUCGAUUUCUUUCGACAAAUAUUUUUUGACAUUCAAUUAUUUCGUCAUUCAUUUAAAAUCUUGAUUACUCGAAUUUUCAAAAUUUAAUACUUUUAAUAAAAACAUAACCUUAUAUACUUAUACAAAAAAAUUUAUUUAUCUAUAUUUUUCAUGCACUUUUACAAUGUUUUACAAUACAUAUUUUAUUUCUUGAAAAUUAAUUAUGUGCUACUAUUUUACAAUAUUGAAAGUUCAUUUUCUUGAUAAAACUUUGGACCAAAGAAAACUUGCUCCAUGACACAGUCGACCUACUUUUUGACAGAAAAAUAAUUCUGCAACCGGUUGCAGCACAAUUUUCGCUGCAGCCUGCAGUUCCUUCCUUAAAUGGAGCACUACAAUAAUCCUUUUAUUUAACAUUUCACGCACACUCAUACGCACACAAAUUUUUCAAAUAUGCAAAUUCACUCAUACACAUACAUACAUACACACGCGCGUAUUUUUGUUAUAUAUAAUAUACAUAUAUAUGACAUGGUACUUUCUACGCAUCGACGGUAUGUAUAUAGGUAUAUCUUAUCUUUAUCGUCGUGUCGCAUCAAAAUCUUUUGUUCCUCUGAUGAAUUGAUCAUCUAAUUUCUUUUUUUGUUAUUAAUUUCCUGCUUUCUCCUUUCUUCUCUUUAAUUCAUUUUCUUUCUCUUCGAAUAGUACAAUCUUGUUUUCUCUUUUCUUUUUUUCUUGCCGAGGACAACGCGAAACGACACACCGCGAGAAUCCAAUAAAUAAUCCCCAUUUUUCUCUUCUUCCUCUUUUUUUUUUUUUUUGUUUCUAAAAAAAGUUCAUUGACACGCAAUUCAGAACUUGCUUUUUAUUUCUUGAUCUCUCCUUAAUCAAAGCUUUUUAGGCACCGUUCAAGACUCGACCUGAGGAAAAAUAUCAGCAAUAAAAAAUCUUACGUCUGUAUAUAGUACUUACGCCCUAACGAGCCAAUCAAUCUUUCCCCUUUUUUUUCUUUACUUUUCUUUAUUUAUUUUUUCUUUUUUUUUUUUUUUUUUUUUUUUGUUUGAUUUAGUAAAUCCCCAGGUUUAUUGUAGACCAUACAAGUAUUGAUUUUGACCAUUGUAUGUGUACAUGUGUUCUGUAUAGCUUUUAUAUAAUGUUUAUGAUAAAUCGAAUUUCGAUUGCUUCUAUUGAUUAAAAAUCAUUAUUCAAACAAAAAACAAUGGAAUAAUUCCAAUAAAAUUGGGGAAGACGUUAGAAACGGAGAUCUCUGAAAUAUCGCAAGGCGAAACGCGCGAGAAGUUAGCUCAAGAUAGCAAACUCGUUUAUAAAAAUAUCGAUACGCUUCGAACGAAAUCGAACGAAACAUCGUUCGCGAUACUGCUCGUCAAGAAAGGUUAACUUCUUUUCGAAGUUUUUCGCGCGUAUCGCAUAUUGGCGAUUUUCUUUGACUCGACAGCUCUAUAAUUUAAUUAUUUAUACAUUAUAAUGGCAUCAAGGUAUAUAUUCUAUAUUAGCUUUAAUGUGAUUUGAUCUUGUUUGAUUAGAAAAUUGUACCACUUGUUCGUGACAAGUCUCUUGAAACGAUCUUUAUUUUUUAAUUUGAAAAAAGAAACAUCGAGAUAUGAAUUAAUCUUUUGCAAAGAAUUAUAUUUUCAAAAAUGAAAAGAUAAUAUUAUAAAAAAAUAUUAAAAACAUAUUUUUCUAUCUUUAUUUUAAAAUAUCUUAAAAUUACCACGUGACACGCGUCAAGAGGCUCGUUCGGAAAUUCAUCCGGGGUUAAUUCCACGAAAAGCAGUAAUUAGCGGAAGAAAUAUUGCGUGUUACUUUCUACGUUGUACCGCCUCUACGAUAAUCGAUCAUUAACGGGUAAAAAAAUGAAUAUUCGAGAUCGGCGAAAUUAUCGUCGAUGCGGUAAAAAUCGCCUUACACAAGAAAGAAAUAUCUCUAUUAUUUAUUCCUUUCUUUUAUUGCUCUUUUAUUUUCCCCAUUUUCUAAAAUAUAUGCAUCGAACUAACUAAAGUUUGUUAUCCUAAUGAAGAUUUCGUGGCGUUAAAAUACGGAUUGCUUGUGCUUGUUCCUGAUGAUGAUGUUCCUCUAAAGAAGCAUUGAUGUUUGGUUGCACGUACGUAUAAAUCUCGUAACAAAAGAAGAAAGACGUGCGUGUGAACGUGUCGUUCUCGAAGAUAAACGUCGAAAAUAAAAGCCAGUACUAGAAGUGCGUGUCCUUUUUUUUUCUUUUUCUUUAAAUUUUUUUCUUUUUUUUUUUUCUUUUUUUUAAUUCAUCGAAAAUCCAUCGAGUGACUUUAUCGAUAUAAUAUUUUAAUAUCUCUCCGUGGAAUCCGCGGCUCCGCUAUGAAAAAUCCUACGCUAUUUCAUUUUUUUUCGCAGGCCUCUAUAAGACUUACUGGUAGCACGGUAAACCUCUAUAAAAAUAAUAGCUAUCCUACGUAAACGUAUUACAAAAAUAAAUGGCAUUGUACUCUGCUAAAGAAGCAAAAUGGUACAGGCGCAAUGUCGAGCGACGCGAGCAUCGUUUUUUUUUUAAUCGUAUUUUUUUUUAUUCUCCUUCUCCUCCCUCACCCCCACUUCCCCUCCCUCCUCGUUCUUUUCCUCUCUCUCUGUCUUAUCUCGUCCUAACUCUCCCUCCCUUUUUCUUUGUGGAAAAAAAAAAAAAAAAAGAAAAUAUAGAUCAGCCUCGAUAAUAAAUCAAGAUUGAUUUCGCCCCCCCUCCCUUUAAAUUCGUACACCACCCCUCGAUUCACGUGAUCCUUAUCAACGGAACCACCGCUCCCCUCCUCCGCUCUUCGCUGAUUAAUCCACCCCCUGAUCCCUCACUCCUCCACCCUCCACCCCUCACCUACCGACCCACGAAAGUCGAUUUAAUUACAUCACGCGCUGCUCGUACCAGGAGACGAGCGAGAGUAUUAAACGUCCGAGCCAGGGCUAUGCGGAACGGAGUAUCACAAAUGUGUAGGGCCGAUCAGCCAGCACGAUAAAGCACCCAAAGGGUUGAAAGUCGGACCAGGAACUGUUUCGAGCCUCGAGCCGGAUAUCCGCACUGAAUCGACCAACAUGAAAGAAGACGAUGGGUAUUUUUUUUCAAACCUAAAAAUAAUUUCAACAAUUUUGCAAUUAUUCCGAUUAUUUGAGUCGAUCUCGGUUUUUUUUUUUUUAUAAGAUGCAAUUAAAUUAAAUUUCUCGAUGUAUUAUUCGAUUAUUGAAUAAUAUUUCUUCUUUUUUUUUUAAUUUUUGUAGGUACAUGGAAAUGCGCAAUACAACAGAAUAACAAGUUGGAAUUUUAUUUGAUAUUUUUAUUUUUCCUUUUUUUUUUUCCUUUCACUUUUUUUUUUUUUUUCUUUUUUUUUGGGGGGGA